Molecule: messenger RNA, 1149 nt
Organism: Effrenium voratum
Lineage: Eukaryota; Dinophyceae; Suessiales; Symbiodiniaceae
Source: the annotation of a GenBank genome assembly
AUGGCGAUGUGCAUCGAUGUGGCAAGCAGCCCGCUGGGAGCAGAGGGAGCCGCCGAGGCGCUGUGCCGUGCCUUGCACGGCCCGUUGAGCGUGCGCUGGCAGGUGCCGCUGGAGAACGGCUUCGUGGCAGCCCUGCAGGCCCAGCUCCAGGAGCCCUCGGAGAGCUGGCCGCCGCGGCAGGUGCAGCUGCAGCUGGCGCGGCCCGGGCUGCCGGCGCUGGAGAUGCAGGUGCCCUCGGCCUCUUCCCCGCAGCAGCUGGCCACUUUGAUCACAGCGGCGCGGCGGGUGGCCGAAGGCCGUGCUGAUGAGGUUCCCCCGGAAAAGAUUUUGGAAGCGGAGUUGGAGGUGGUGGACGAGUGCCAGGAGCGGAAGAUUGCGCAGCCGCUGAGCAUCAGGCAGUGGCACCACGGCGUUUGUGGCCACCAUGCGCUCUUCAACCUCCGGUGCAUGCUGCGCGGCGAUUUGGACGCGCUGCGGGAUGAGCCGAAGUUUUGGCAACAAGCGCUCGCUGACAUGCAGCGCCUGGCGAACUUCGGGGAGCAGAGUGGGCGCUGGCCCAGGAGCCGGGUGCUGUGUGGCGUGGCCGACGAAGUGCACCUGAGGCACUUGGUGGAUCACGACGAGGAGCUAAAGGGCAGAAUUACACUGGCAACAUCCCUCGAGAGCCUCAAGGACCAGCUGCCGGGGCUGCGGAAGAGCGCGGUGCACGGGUUCCUGCUGGGUGCCGCGACGCACUGGUACAGCGCUGCCGUGCUGCACACACCUGGGGGGCCGCAGAUCUACUUCUUCGACUCGUACAACGCGCUGCGACGGGACCAGACGCUCACCGCGGAGGAGGUGGAAAUGGCCAGCCAGGAGGAGGACAAGGACAUGGACGAUGCGGACGCCACGGAGAUCCUGUCCAUGGAGGCGGACGACGAGGCGUUGAAGGUCCGGGAGUGCCAGCUCUACCACCCCCAGGUGGACCAGGCGAUCCGGAAGAAGGAGGAGCUGCAUAAGGUCCAGGAGCUCUCGGUGCUGGACUACAUGACGGAGCAGGUCCCCACGCUGGAGGACUCGGACUCCUCGGCGGACUCGGGCUCUGAAACGGAUGACUCGGUGGACACCCAGUCGGAGACCGAGGUGGUGGCCCUACCGUUGGCAGCCUAG